Cydia splendana is the source of this 1020-nucleotide messenger RNA. RefSeq names its product insecticyanin-A-like. The record is from RefSeq and is a predicted model, not a curated record. Gene Ontology annotation, molecular function: retinoid binding; retinol transmembrane transporter activity. Bases 59 to 691 code for a protein of 210 amino acids. The transcript has 4 exons. Gene Ontology annotation, biological process: response to reactive oxygen species; lipid metabolic process. Gene Ontology annotation, cellular component: cytoplasm. NCBI's taxonomy places the organism in Eukaryota, Metazoa, Arthropoda, Insecta, Lepidoptera, Tortricidae.
GCAAGCACUCGAUAUCAUACCUUCGCCCCGAGUACUUGUUUAAAAAUACACAGAAAUAAUGUUGUUUUUAGUAUGUUGUCUGCUUGGAGUUUUUGGGGCUUGGGCGGAUAAUAUACAGGGAGAAUGUCCAACGAUCAAAAUUCAAGAAAAUUUGGAUUACACUAAGUUUUCAGGCAGCUGGUACAACGUGGCCAGCUACGCCAGCGAUGGUCGAUCGAUCUACGACUGCGCUACGCUGGACUUCCAGGAGGAUAAUCUGGGUUACACCCUGAAGGAGGCCUACGUGGUUGCUGAACUGGGGAACAGGACUCACAAGUCUUAUCUGGCUAGGGUUGAUCCCACCUUCGAUGCUGGAAACAGGGCGCAGUUCAUUGUCAGUUACGAGAAUGCUGAUAAAGUGCUGCAGUUCCCGUUCUUCAUACUAUCCACUGACUACGACAACUAUGCCAUCGCAUACACCUGCAAGACUUACAAGAAGAAGCCGAGAACCCAUUACGUUUUCUCCUGGGUCUUAUCAAGAAACAAGCAAAAGUUAGAAGGAGAAUCACUGAAAAAAGUAGAAGACGCUUUGUCAAAAUACACGGAGUUGGCCGAGCACAGACAGUCAUUUGUUUUUAAAGAAUUCUCAGACGCAGAAUGUCAGUUCUCGCAAAAAUUCGAGACAGAUUUCUUUACUAGUAAUUUUUGGUAAUCUUAUAAAUAUUAGGUAAGUUAAGGAUGACUCACGCUUGAACGGUCCGGGCCCGGGACGGAGAGGAGAAAAAGAAGUGUCUUUUUCUGUGACAGUGAUCACGUGAUGUUUCUAUAGAAAACUGAAGUUUCGAACGCCCCGGCCCGGGCCCGGACCGUUGUCAUAGCGUAAGUCAUCCUUUGGUCUUGCUUUAACGAUUGGCAAUGUUUUAAAUUAUAUUUUAACUAUAAAAUAUCAACUUGCGUAACCCGACUAAUGUGAUUAGUCGAAGAAGACUUGUCGGCUGAAGUGUCUUUUCCGAUGUUUUAAUUUUUAUACACUUAUUACAA